Molecule: messenger RNA, 1232 nt
Organism: Dermacentor silvarum
Lineage: Eukaryota; Metazoa; Arthropoda; Arachnida; Ixodida; Ixodidae
Product: alpha-tocopherol transfer protein-like
Exons: 7
Coding region: 327-1199 (290 amino acids)
Cellular component (GO): membrane
Molecular function (GO): phosphatidylinositol bisphosphate binding
Source: RefSeq, a predicted model, not a curated record
CCGCAGCCGCUGUGGCAUUUAGCCCGAGCACUUUCCGUUGACUGCAUCAGAGUAAAUAUCGUUGCUGGAUUCCACGGCUCACAUUGCCCUGGCCUUGUGUGCAGUUUAUGCGAAAAGACUCGCAUCUUGGGAUAGCUUCUGGGAACAUCAUAACAACAGCGUGUCGGUAACAUAAGGCGUCUGUGCGGUGUCGUGGGUAGCCAUGCUUUACAAGCCAUGAUGACGAAAGUGUUCAACAUUCUCAAUCAACAAGCAUGGACCACUCCCAAUAACAAUCGGCGUGACAACGAGAUUAUCGCCUCGGUGAUUGCACACGGCACUUGUCGAUGGCUAAACAGAAUGCCGCACUCACUAAAAUUAAACCAGCGCUGAACCUCGAAGAAGUGGCAAGGCUGGAACUUGGUGAAACACCUGAAACCAAAGCUGAGUCCUUGUCACGGCUACGUCAACUGUUAGCAGGGGAGCCAUCCUUGAAGUUUCCUUGGAGCGAUGACUUUCUUGUCAUGUUUCUGCGGGCCCGAAAAUACAGAGUAGAAGAGGCCUUCCAAGUGAUAAAAAACUACUUCCGCGUGCGACGAGAUGUACCGGAGUUUUUUAACGACCUUGUCCCGCAGAAAGUUCCCUUCAGGACAAUUUGCCACGACCACAAACUCCUGAUGCUAUCGCCUGAACCAGGCGAGUACGGCCGGUGCAUGGGAGUCUUCAAGGUAGGUGCUUGGAACCCUGCCAUCUGCAGCCUUGUGGACUUUACCAGAGCAGUGCUUCUGUUGACCAGCAGCUGGCUCCUUGAAGAUUUUCCAUCCAUAUGUGGGGCCGUGGGCGUCAUCGACAUGAAGGGACUCAACAUCCAUCACCUGGCGCAGCUCACACCGUCGUACCUGAUGAAAGUUGCUAAUCUUAUGCAGGACUGCUGUCCCGUACGUAUCAAGGCUGUCUACAUAAUAAACCACCCAAAAAUCUUUCAAGUCAUCUUUGCAACGAUCAAGCCGUUCCUGCGCAGUAAGCUGCUAAGCAGAGUCUACUUCGUUGGACACGAAGAUUCUGAGUUUUGGGACCACUUUCCUCGCGACCUGGUACCAUCGGAAUUCGGCGGCAGGCGUGAGCACUUCGAUUACGAUCGUCAAGAGCAGUUUGUGCACAGCAAAAGCGACUUCUUUGAAACCUUGUGCGCCUGCGGAUACAAAAAGAAUAAAACCUGACAAGAGAAAGAUAAUUCGCUGCCAGACAUUGAA